Molecule: messenger RNA, 1111 nt
Organism: Carya illinoinensis
Lineage: Eukaryota; Viridiplantae; Streptophyta; Magnoliopsida; Fagales; Juglandaceae
Product: methyltransferase-like protein 23
Exons: 8
Coding region: 131-904 (257 amino acids)
Cellular component (GO): cytoplasm; nucleus
Source: RefSeq, a predicted model, not a curated record
CUCGCGUACGACGUUAACGCACGACAACCCAAUUGCAAGCCCUAAUUUACUUCAAUUCAACACAUUGGCUACGCAAUUCAUAUGACCGGGCCAACUACGCCGAAAUCGAAUACCAUAUGGGCCUCAUGCAAUGGUGCCUCAAAAGUCGAAGCUGCUUCUGUUGAGCAUCGGUUGCCAACUUGGGAAGAUCGGCGUAUUCCCGACGGAUAUGGAAGGCGGUCACUCCAGCGAACUGGCCGAGAAGCCCAUGACGACGAUAUCCCGGCAUUGUUUCGGAGAUGACUCGGAAGAAUCUCCCUUUUCUAUCUCGAUCAUUGAGAACAUGAAAGAGGACUAUGGCCUGUUUGUCUGGCCAUGCAGUAUCGUCCUGGCCGAGUAUGUUUGGCAACAGAGAUUGCGCUUUUCUGGAGCCAGCGUGAUUGAGCUAGGCGCCGGGACUUCCUUGCCUGGUUUGGUUGCCGCGAAAGUGGGUGCUAACGUCACUCUUACCGACGCGUCCGAUAGAACAGAGGUGCUGGACAACAUGAAAAAAGUGUGUGACCUGAAUAAACUCAAGUGCAAUGUAAUGGGUCUGACUUGGGGAGUUUGGGAUGCAUCUAUAUUUAGUUUACACCCAAAGGUUAUUCUUGGGGCAGAUGUAUUGUAUGACACUACCGCCUUUGAUGAUCUCUUUGCCACGGUGACAUUCCUGUUGCAAAAUUCUCCGGGGUCAGUCUUCAUAACAACCUACCAUAAUCGAAGUGGGCAUCAUCUAAUUUCGUUCUUGAUGGCAAAGUGGGGGUUAAAGUGUCUAAAGCUUCUUGACGUCUUCUCAUUCAUGCCUUCUGACAAGGCAUCUGGGUUGAGUGGCAACAUUCAAUUGACAGAGAUUGUUCUGAAUAAUGGUCAUACGAAAUAUUUGUAGCAAGAUGAUUCUUGUUCAUCUUAAGUGCUCAGCAUGGAGUCUUUGCUUGUUGACUUUUGCCACUCAUCUUGGUUGAUGAGGUAGUGGUUUACUGACGGAAAUGUAUGUGCAAGGAGUUGCAAUCCUUGAAUACUAUGGUAGUCUAAUGUAUGUGAUUACGUGGGGAGCCAAUAAAAUUAGUUGCACUUUUGGAAUGAAUUCCAUCAA